AUGAAAAUACCCAACCCGCGCGUUUAUUUAGAUGUAGCUAUAGGAGGAAGAAAUGCUGGAAGAAUGAUAUUUGAACUAUUCAUGGAUAAAUUACCAAUAACUUGUGAAAAUUUUCGUUGCUUAUGUACAGGAGAAACGGGUUUAGGAUAUUAUUUAAAACCAAGAUGGUAUAAAAAUACCCCCAUUCACAGAAUUGUUACGGAUUUUAUGUUUCAAGGAGGAGAUUUUAACUUUGGAAAUGGUUUUGGUGGAGAAUCAAUUUAUGGACAAUAUUUCAGAAACGAAAAAUUCAUAUAUAAGCAUUCAAAAAGAGGAGUAUUAUCUAUGUGUCAAACGAGAAUUAAACAUACAAACAAUUCUCAAUUUUUUGUUACAUUCAAAAGUUGUCCAUGGCUAGAUAAAAAACAUGUUGUAUUUGGUCACCUGGAAUAUGGUUUUGAAACCUUAUCUUUUAUUGAAGAACAAUCUACAUUAAUAGGAAAACCUAAGAAACAAGUUUACAUAUAUAACUGUGGUGAAAUUCCAUUAGAUAAAAUUAAAUAUAAAUCUUAUAGAAAUUCAAGUGAUGAUUAUAUUAUACCAGAUAUAGAAAUGCCUUUGUUAGAAAAAGACAUAGAUUUUAAUGAAAAUACAGAUUUCAAUGAAUUAAAAAAAAUAUAUAAAAACAGCAAACGAUUUUAA
Molecule: messenger RNA, 681 nt
Organism: Plasmodium gallinaceum
Lineage: Eukaryota; Apicomplexa; Aconoidasida; Haemosporida; Plasmodiidae
Product: peptidyl-prolyl cis-trans isomerase, putative
Exons: 8
Coding region: 1-681 (226 amino acids)
Biological process (GO): protein peptidyl-prolyl isomerization
Molecular function (GO): peptidyl-prolyl cis-trans isomerase activity
Source: RefSeq, a predicted model, not a curated record